Messenger RNA from Xylaria bambusicola, 1512 nucleotides. RefSeq names its product putative cytochrome P450. Gene Ontology annotation, molecular function: heme binding; oxidoreductase activity, acting on paired donors, with incorporation or reduction of molecular oxygen; iron ion binding. Lineage: Eukaryota; Fungi; Ascomycota; Sordariomycetes; Xylariales; Xylariaceae. The record is from RefSeq and is a predicted model, not a curated record. The transcript has 7 exons. Bases 1 to 1512 code for a protein of 503 amino acids.
AUGUCGGCCCUAAUUAACACAAAUAACUUGAAUGUGAAGGAGUUGCUUGUUGUCGUCUUGUCUCUUACAGCUGUACUCACUCUAUCACAUCUCUUCUACAAUGGGUUCCUUCACCCGCUUCGAGAUUUUCCGGGGCCCAUUUCCCAUAGCAUGGCAGUCCUCCCCCGCGCUGUAAUGCAAUUUCGUGGCCGUCUACCCCUUCACGUGGCAGACCUUCAUCGACGCUAUGGGACAGUCGUUCGCAUCGCACCAAAUGAAUUAACCUUCAGCAGUCCUCAGGCAUGGCGUGAUAUAUAUGGCUACAAGCCUGGCCAAGAGGAAUUCCCUAAGUACCGGGGAUUCUAUAAAAUAUUUGCCCACAUUCCGACAACUAUAGUUAAUGCUGAUACGUUUGAGCAUGGGCGGUUGCGUCGCCAUCUUGCUCCCGCCUUUGGCGAUCGCUCAAUGCGUGCGCAGGAGCCCAUUGUUGCUUCUUACGUGGACUUACUGAUCUUGCGUUUGAAGGAAGCCGUGCAGAAAGACAGUUAUCAAAACAUGUUAGAAUGGUACACCUGGGCGACGUUUGAUAUCAUAGGUGAUCUAAGUUUCGGCGUUGAAGGUGGCUUCGGCUGUUUGACUAAUAUCAGCUACCACCCCUGGGUAAAAUUAAUUAAGACGACCAUAGUUCAGAACGGGAGGAUCUUAGCACUGAUAGAACUUGGAUUCCGGAAACCCCUUGCGUGGCUACAUCAACUCGCGGGCAAAGUAUUUGCUGAAUACCAGCACCGUCUUAUCGUGAAAGAAAAAGUCUUACAGCGCAUGAAUGGCGCGAAACGGCCAGAUUUCCUAGAUAACUUGAUCCGAAAUAAGGAGUUACUGAAUCUUGACGCCGGUCGCUUGGCUACCAAUGCCUCGGUACUUGUCGUUGCCGGCUCGGAGACUACGGCUACUCUGCUGUGCGGAGUGACUUAUUUCCUAACGACGAAUAUCGACAUCCUACAGAAAGUUCAGCAUGAGGUCAGGUCUUCCUUCAAAGGCAAUGAAGAAAUCACCUUAACAAGCGUUGGAAAUCUACACUUCAUGUUGGCUUGCUUAAAUGAAGCGCUCCGUCGCUAUCCACCAGUUGCAACAGGUGCGCCUCGGGUAACUCACAAGGAUGCUGUUAUUGACGGAAGACUCGUGCCAAAAGGGACUAUCGUCUCUGUGUUCCAGUAUGCUGUCAAUCACGAUGAGCGCUACUGGAAAGAGCCCAAUAAAUUCUUACCCGAGCGUUGGAUGGGCGAUCCUACAUACGAAAGUGACCAGCUCGAUGCAAUGCAAUCAUUUAGCGUUGGUCCGCGCAACUGUAUCGGGCGAAAUCUCGCCUACGCGGAGAUGCGCUUGAUUCUCGCUAAGCUCAUCUAUAACUUCGACUUAACCCUCGCAGAUGAGAGCCAUCAUUGGAUUAGCGCCCAGAGGGUUUGGUCAACCUGGGAUAAACCUCCUCUGCGCAUACAUCUUCAUCCCCUCGACUCGAUCAACAGCGCAGAUUGA